Molecule: messenger RNA, 1889 nt
Organism: Octopus sinensis (East Asian common octopus)
Lineage: Eukaryota; Metazoa; Mollusca; Cephalopoda; Octopoda; Octopodidae
Product: DALR anticodon-binding domain-containing protein 3
Exons: 13
Coding region: 4-1740 (578 amino acids)
Biological process (GO): arginyl-tRNA aminoacylation; tRNA C3-cytosine methylation
Molecular function (GO): ATP binding; tRNA binding; arginine-tRNA ligase activity
Source: RefSeq, a predicted model, not a curated record
AUCAUGGCGCCGCCCAUGCAGAAAGCUUCUGACAAUAUUUGGGACCAAGUUUUGUCUCUUUUAUUCGAACAGUCACCUCUUAAAAAUAACGAGGAGAAUUUAAAAAGGAAUACGGUGAUAUAUCGUAGAAGCAAACGACUUCGAAAUGGCGAUGCGAUCAUCCCACGUGGCCGACUAUCUGAUGUAUCUUCGGAGACUUGGCAGCACAUAUAUUCUGAGAUUGAGACAAGAAGUAAAACAUGGUCAACACCUGUGACUUGUGGUCAACCAACAAAGGAAGCUGUGGCAGUUUUUCACCUUCAACGUCCUCAUGCCUUUCAACAUGUUUUAAAGUUAGUUCAGACGCAGGGUAACCAGUAUGGAUUAAUAUCAGACAGACAGGGCGACAACAUAUUUCUCAACUGUAGUCAUAUCAACACACAGCAGAACAAAUCUCUUGAUCACCUUGAACACGUCCGAGAAAUUAUUUUAUUAGAUCACAUCAUGAAAUUAUUGACUGCCACUGGGUACUCUGUAGCAGGCAUUAUUUCAGACUCUAAUCAAUGGGAUGCAGAGUUACUUCAGAUGUUGAAUGCGACACACAUUUCCGAGAAAAUUGUUGAUGCUUCUUUGCCAUGCGGGUCAUCUGUAGUGCAAUCAACCUUGUGUCAGGCAGCCAAGAAGUCUAAUUUCCGGCAUCACUUUCCCACAGACAGUGCAGUCACACCAAAUAAAGAUGAUUCUGUACAAAACCAUAUAGUUUUAGACUUAAAAAAUUACUUAGAUUCUGAAGAAGGAAAAUGUGAGAGAAUUAAAGGAUUUGAUAAAAAUCUUCAUUUAGUGAAAGUCACUGAAGGUGAUGACCCAACACUUCUAAUGUUACGGGUGUCUCAACUUGACUCCUGUUCUAAAGUUCUACAACAAAAGGAGGAUCAGCCUGUUAGGUGUUGUCUUCAUCUUGUGCCAUCUUCUGCAAUUUAUGUCCAGCAACAAAUCCAUCUCGUUUGGAAAAUCCUGUCAGAGAACUGUAAACAAUUACAACAGGCACAGGUUGUGUUUGGUGGUACCACCAAGAGAAAAUCUCCCAAAGAACCUAUUGAUUGCGUAACAGCUGAAGAAUACGUCAGGCUUCGAAAGCUACAGAUGGAAAAUGCUGCAGCAUUGAAAUAUGGGGAUGAUGUGAGCAAAGGCAUUGAAUGGGACCACAUGAUAAAGAAUCUGACUGAAGCUUGCAUGAAAUUCGAAAUUCUCAGCACUAACUGCCGUAACCCACUCAAGUUAGACCUGUCUGAUACGUCCAAAAAUAUGGAAGAUCAUGUUGACAAUUGUGGUGGCCCUUUUGUCAUGUAUAAUUGUGCUCGUCUAGCAAUGCUUUUUCGGAAAUUUGACGAAGAUGUUAAAAACGGUAUCUACCCUAGUCUGCCUAACUUGUCGCAGUGUGAUAUGAGUCUUCUUAAACUUGAGGAAGAAUGGACACUUCUUUAUAAUUUUGUGGAACCAUACCCCAGUUUAGUACAGAGCACUGUCCCUACCAUCGGAGAUUGUUUAUAUUUAAAUAUUCAAACUCAUAAGGUUACUGGUUUUUUGGUGUCAUUAAGUCACUGCUUAAGUUCCUACUACAGUCGAGUUCAUGUUCUUGGCGAGCCACGUCGACAUCUUUUACCUUUGAUGUACGCUCGAUUACAUCUUCUUACUGCUGUUCACCAAGUCAUGUUAAAUGGCCUGCAACUGCUCAACAUUGAACCAGCUUCACAACUGUAACAUUUGGCAGAAAAUCCAACAGAUUGUGUAUGUGUGUAUGUGUGUGUGUAUGUGUGUGUGUGUGUGCGUGUGUGUGUGUGUGUGUGAACCUGCAUGUGUGUGUGUAUGCAAAUAUCUUUCUUACUCUCUCUGCUUGAGAGUCUAUUUAU